Alligator sinensis (Chinese alligator) is the source of this 5798-nucleotide messenger RNA. RefSeq names its product RAB3A interacting protein like 1 (gene RAB3IL1). Gene Ontology annotation, cellular component: Golgi to plasma membrane transport vesicle. The record is from RefSeq and is a predicted model, not a curated record. Lineage: Eukaryota; Metazoa; Chordata; Crocodylia; Alligatoridae. Gene Ontology annotation, biological process: exocytosis. The transcript has 11 exons. Gene Ontology annotation, molecular function: guanyl-nucleotide exchange factor activity. The coding region runs from base 186 to 1565 and encodes 459 amino acids.
UCUUGGAGGUAGCAAAGGUUAGGGCCACGGUGUCGCAAAAGAGGAGACAGGCAGGACUUUGGGCCUCAGGGCAAAAGGGAGGCCUCCACUUUCCAUGCCCCUCCUGUUGACCUGUUAUUUGUUCCCAGAGGCCUGCAUGGAUCCUGAAGGUGUAGUGGAACGACUGACCCACACCUGUGGAUGACAUGGACUCCUGUGAGUGGCUCUACUGUAAGAUACCCUCAGUCACCGCAUUACGUCACCAGCUGUGCUUCGCCAUGGAUGCAGGGACCACUGUGUACAAUCUAUCUGCUUUUGAUUACCCAUCUGGAGCUAAAGCAAGGGAAGGGACAGCAGAGACCUGGAAUGUCGGUGUUCUCAUGUGUGAAUGUCCUGUCGGGGCAUCACAGGAUGGAGAGGGGCCCUCGGCUGUAGGAAGCCAGGCCCAGUUUGAGGAAGGCGGCCAGAAACAGCAAGUGGUGGGGCAAUGGAAGCCGCUAGUGCCUUCCAAAGGUGGAAAGGAGCUGCUGGAGUCGAAGCCUUGCUGCCUGGAUGCUGGAGGAGGGGAUGAGACCCAGUCCACUGCUCAGCUCAAUGUCUCCCGUCUACGCAGCUCCUCGGUGGAGAUCCGGGAAAAGGGGUCUGAGUUCCUAAAGGAGGAGCUCCACAAAGCACAGAAGGAGCUGAAGCUGAAGGAUGAGGAGUGUGAGAGGCUGUCAAAGGUCCGGGAGCAGCUGGAGCAGGAGCUGGAGGAGCUGACAGCCAGUCUGUUUGAGGAAGCACACAAGAUGGUGAGAGAAGCAAACACUAAGCAGGCGGCAUCGGAGAAACAGCUGAGGGAGGCACGAGGAAAGAUUGACAUGCUGCAGGCAGAGGUGACAGCAUUGAAGACGCUGGUGAUCACGUCUACACCUUCCUCUCCAAAUCGGGAGCUGCACCCCCAGCUCCAAAGCCCCACCAAAGCUGUCUUUCGGAAGGGCCAUGGGCGGAACAAGAGCACCAGCAGUGCCGUAGGCACAGCCAGUGGCCAGAGCCUGCCCUUGGAGCCAGUCAACCAUGAGUACAAAGAGGUCGACGCCAUCCUGUUUGCUGAGUUCCAGGCCUGGAAGGAGGCUCCAACUCUGGAUAAAGCCUGCUCCUUCCUGGAGAGGAUUUACCGAGAAGACGUGGAGCCCUGUCUAGACUUCACCAGGCAUGAGCUGUCUGAGUUGGUGCGGGCAGCCGUAGAGCAGAACAUGCUGACCAUAGAGCCUGUGGCUUCACAGGUCCUGCCUGUGGUGAAGGUCUCGGCGAUAGAAUGUGGUGGACCAAAUGGGUUCCGGUCACAAAUUGUAACGAAAUGUGCUCUGAGUGGCCUGUCCCGAACCUGCAAACACCGCAUCAAGCUGGGUGAUUCUGGGAAUUACUACUGCAUCUCUCCAUCCUGCAGGGCCAGGAUCACAGCGGUGUGUAAUUUCUUCACUUAUAUUCGCUAUAUCCAACAGGGCUUGGUGAGACAGGACGUGGAGCUGAUGUACUGGGAAAUCAUGCGGCUGAGGCGGGAGAUGUCCAUGGCCAAGCUGGGCUUCUACCCCAACGAGAUGUAGGCCAGGACGCAGGGGCCGGAGGGAGUUGCCCUUGCAUGAAGGGCAUGUGCUCUACUCCACAGACCCACUGACACAGUACAUCUACACCAGCAUGGCUCCCUUCCUUUUCUCUCCUGCUGGGAGCGAACCACUGAGUGAGAAGCACAAGUUACCCCUCCAAAGGCUUCGCUGCUGUUCAGCCAGUGACUGAAAUGUGGACACCCCCGGAGCCGGGCAGGUCCUUGGUUCUCUGGGGUGAGGCCACCUCUGGCUUCUGCCCAUCAUGAACUCUAUUCCUCCCUCCCUCUAUGCAGCCUGUAGCUAGUUUUUAAAAUUUUAUACACAGUCUGCUUCUGUGGGUUCCCCGGCUCUUGCCCCCCCCUCCAUGACAGGUCCUGGGACUCCCGUAUUUUGCCAGUGGGUCCCUCCAGCACAGAACAAGAGCUAGAGAGGAUCUUGCCCCCAUCCAUCCUUCUGCCUGAGAGAUGCGUCUGCUACAGCCCAGCUGUGUGCCCAGCCCUGGCUGAUGCCCCCUGCAAACACCAGCACCACACAAUAACCUCAGUGAGAUCCAUGAAAAGCAUGUUUUCCUAGUGCUUCCCUGCUCCUCAGUAAGGAGCCUGCAAGGGCUGCUUUUCAUUGGCUGAGUCACAAAGAGGGUUUUGUUUCUGUUUUUAGCUCAGGAUUUGGCAUUUGGUGUUGUAAUCCAUCAUUGAGCAGGCGUGGGGGUGGGAAGUGUUGAGUCACAGCCGAGACCCAAGCUCAGUGCCUGGAGGCUCAGUCAUAAUGCAGAAGGGGAAAUUGCAUAACAGAGAGCUGACCACAGCUAUGCAGAGGUCAACUGAAUUGGGCUGCAUGCAUCGCCUUGGCAUUUCUUGCUGGGACAGCUGUGCUUUGUGGUGGUCCCUGCAGGUAGGAGCAAACCCUGCUGGGCCCCUCUGUUGCCCUGCUCUGGGCCACUUCUGCCCCAUAAACCACCCCCAGCUGUGGGCAGGUGCCUUCCACCCAUUCAUGUUCUAGGCAGUGGCUGCAGACAUAUACCUUCCUGCUCUUCCAUAAUAAACCCCAGGUGCCCUCUCUCCACAGACCCCAAUUCAGGCAGUUCCCUGCUCAGUGGCCAGCUGGAACUGCCAGACUACAUUAUGCAGCACAAGACCAGAAGGAAGUACUGGGUCACCUCAUUUGGCCUUGAGUAUAACCCAGGCCAUAGAUGUUACUUACCUCUGUAGUAGAUCCAAUCCUCUCCCAUGCUCCCUCAGUUAGCUCUCAGCUAGUUACGCUACUGCAUGUGCCUAUACGAGACAUCCUACCCACAGACCCCACCGAAUAUAUGUAAUGUCACUGGGAGGAGGAUCCAAAGCGCUUCGAAAUCCCCAUAGCUCUGGAUUAGGCCUUGCCUUGCCUUCAACUGAGACUACAGAACCUCAUAAAGCUACAAUCCUUGCCAUAGGGCCCACUGUAAUCGAGCUAGUAACUUCACCUGCUGUUUGGUCAUCUCAGCUGCUGUCUCACAGUGCUACAUCAUCUCUUGCAGCAGUGCUGGGCCCUAUCUUUCUGGAAUGCAACUUUAAUGGUACUGACAGAGCGGUGACUUGGCCCAGUGCUGCCUGGACCUGGAUCAUCUCAGCAGACUCUGUUGUGUCAUCUCCUCUCCUAGGAGGAGCUUCUACAAAAAUUACCAUUGGAAAAAAUCUAAAGGAAAUGCAUCUGAGUGAACCACCUUGGGUUUGCCCUUGGAGGGGGAGAGGGAAUGGAGUCAUAAUGGUGGACCCUAGUGGCUGCAGAAUUUUUGUGCGCCUUGGAGCAUGCCUCAUUGCAUGAGAACCCCUGAGGUUUACAGGGUGAAAUUCUCCUACACGGUGCAGAUGCUGGCUGCACCUGCUGCUUUGCUGCCCAGUGGGGUUCUCUUCCUUACAGCAGUGGUUGCACAUAGUACCGCUUGCAUGCAGAGGGCAAAUUAAUAUCUGAAAUGUGAGCCCUCUCCGGGGGUGCAGCUGGGGAAACAUGUUACUGGAAAUGCUCCCUAUAGGAAUUGCUUUCUGCUUAGAACAGGGCUGGCUUGAAAUGCAAGCAGCACUGGCACCUGGUUGUUACCCUAGGAUUUUGCUUCCCCAGCCCAAUGCAGCAGGAGUGCAAGCCCUCAUUCCUUUUCCUGCUUUCCAGCAACUGGGUGCCCUAUAAUUCUAUGGCUGAUCCUGGCUGAAAAAAUGAGUGGCUGUUUCCUCCAAAUAUGUUUACACUGUGGAGUACAGACUCAGAGGCUGUGUGGCUGGGGAAAUUUAGGCUGGAGGCCAGAUUUUGAGCUGGUGUGAGUCAGCAUCUCUCUGACUCCAGCAGAGCUGUGUAGGUUGAUGUCAGCUGAGGAUGUGGCCUUGGAUUUUUCCAAAGGGAAAGCUGGGAGCACCUUCCCCAGUUGCAGAUUUUCACCUCAGGUAAAUCCUUUCCCUUACAGCUCCUGUUGGGUCCAUUUUUCUCCUUCACCUCCUGCCCUAGAUUGCUAUAUAAUAUUGCUGUGCACUAUUAUCAGUUGCCACGUUCCACCCUGGAGGUGGCUGCAUUUCAGCGGUGGGUGAGAUGAUCCCUCUGUGCGGUUUUUCUUAUCAUUUUGUAAAGCACUUUGGGAUGAAAGGAGUUAGAUGAAUGCAAAGUGGUGUUGUUCUAUACACUCUUGUUUUAAAUGUAAUACAGUUUGUUAGUUAUUCUGAAGUCACUCCAUUUAAACAGCAGCAUGGCUGCACCCUGCUCUUUCUAAAAGGAAAAUAAACAUUUGCUAUUAGUCUCCCCCAAAGCAAUAAUCACAAUUUCAGACUUGGAUUGGCCACAUCGUCUGGGGAAAGGGGAGAAGUUUAUUGGCUAAAAAGUGGUUGGUGGAUGUUUGUUGGAUUCAGUGUGGUCUGUGAUCAGACAGUAUGAUGGGGAGGUCCUAGUGGAUUGGCUCCCUGUACGCACAUCCUGGUUUUCAUACUCUUUCUUUAAAGCUUCUGCUGCUUGCCACUGCUGGCUGCAUGGAGCUUUGGUCUCCCCUCACCUCCCCACCCCCUAUUUUAAGGAAGAAUAGGUCUGGCACUUCUGCUGAAUAUAUCCUUAGCUCACUGUUCAGUUUGGAUACUUGGAAUGCUUGAAACAGGAGGUGCCAUUGCAGCACUUGAGAAGUAAGCAAAGCAUAGAAGAAACCAAUAUUGCAUUGGUAAAAGGAGACCCCACCAUAAUGCUGCAGGAAAUGAACAGUAAUAGUUGAGUAGCUGUCUUAGGAGAAUGUGCAGCUUUGUUUCCUUUUAGUGGCUGAAAUGCAUAGGAUAGUUUUGAGUCAGCUGCAUCCUCUCAUCAACAGUAUCAGCCGUUUAGCUUACGGGGUGCCUAGUCAGGCUUUAGUGGUGAAGGAUGCUGUUGGCUGCAAGGGAGUUGGUUGCUUGUAGUACUUCGAGUGGAAAAUGCUCUGUUCCAGUGACUCCCAUCCUGAGUAUUGUUUGUGCUAUGUGCCCCUUCUGGAGUUUCGAAGGAGCAUGGCAAGUAAAAUGUGAGCAGGAUGCUGGGGGAGGUCAAUGUAGGAAGAAACAUGUUACCCCAAAGGUUGUGUUGUGCUGCAGGGUGGGUGGGGAUGCAGUCCUCCCAUAGGAAACAGGCCACCUUGGAGGAGUUUAGACUAUGGCCUGGAGGCUCUAUGUCUGACUUGCCAGUCUUGGUGCCCUGUAUCCGGGGUUUCUAAGGAACAGUUUUAUAUAAUCAGCUGUGGAGCCUGCUUAAUGCUUCUGACAGCCAAACACCUCUUGCCUUUGGCAGGAGCAGGAGAGGUCCUGUGGUCUGGGCUAUAACAGCCAGUGCCCCUUCAUCUGUACAUGACCCUUCCUGCUGGGGAACUUCAGCACCAUGGGACUGGAGUGUGAAGAAGCCAAGCCUCUGCUGCUGGUUAAGGCAGUGAGAUGCUCAUAGCUUGGUUUUGGGGAUGGAGGCAGGAGACUGGGAACCGGAGUCAGAUGUAUUAAUGGGGGUGCCAUAGUCGGUGGCAUAAUGGGGUGGGGGCGAUAGGGAUAACCACUCCAGGUACUGACUUGUGUUUGUGUGUGCGGAGAGGAGAGGGGAGGGGAAAAUGAAAAAAGGUGGCCGCUGCUAGCAGCAACACAUUUGUAUUCACAGUCACAGUGGCAAGUAGAAGUGGCUGCUUCUGUUUUGGUCCAGGCACCUGGCUGAUGCUGCUGGCUAUAGUCCCCCUGUGCUUGUCCAUGUCGCUGCCGUGCACUGCAGCGAGGGGGUCAG